AUGACAGGCCAGGAUAACGGCGCGACCAGCAUUCGACAGGCUCUCGAGUCUGCCAGUGCGCACUACAUGAACCUCGUCGAAUUCGGCAUCCUCAAGGUCUUCAUAGACUUCAAAAUCUUUGACAACAUCCCCGUGGACGGCGCAAUCUCCAUCGCUGAUCUUGCCGCCAAGACCGGUGGCCAGGAGCAGCUGAUCCGGCGCUUCGCCGACUACCUGGUUGCCUCCGAGGUGCUGGCGGCCCCGUCCGCCGAUACCCUCGCACAUACGGCCCGCUCGGCGUCCUACCGAAGCACCGAACUGGCCGCCAACUUCAUCACCCACGUCUACCAGUUCUUCUUGCGACCCAUGGCUGCGUGGUCUGCCUAUUUCGAGGCACACGGCCUGGCGGAGCCCGGCGAUGCCCGGUCGAUUCCGCUCGGCUUCGGCACAGGCCACGCGACGCUCGAUCUGUACGGCGUCCUGGACGCGGAGCCCAAGAUGGCGCAGCUGUUCAACAGGGCCCAGGAGCGUUCGGCCGGCAUCUACUCGAUGAAGGGGGUGUACGACUUUGGCUGGAUGGAGGAGAUGCUGGUGGCCCGUCCGGCGCGACCUGCCAUUGUGGACGUCGGCGGCGGCCACGGACUUGCCCUGCAGGAGAUCAUGGCGGAGCAUGCGUUUGUGCCUCCAUCGCAGUGUACCGUGCUCGACCUGCCCAAGACAAUCGAGGUGGCCACGGCCAGAGCGGCGUCCAGCGAUGUCCUUGCUGCUGUCCGCUUCCUUCCCGGCACGAUGCUCGAUGCGUUCCCAACCGAGGUGCAAGGGGCACUGGUGUACCUGUUCCGCCGCGUGCUCAGCGAUUUUGUCGACAAGGAUAUUGUUCUGGCGCUUGGACGGGCGCGGGCCGCGGGUGCGCCCGACUCGCGGAUCAUCCUUGUUGAAGAACUUGUCAAGCCCGGUCGCGGCAAGUUUGCUAUUGCGCAGGACAUUGCAGUCUUGAAUUUUGGAGGCAAGAGGCGCAGUGAAGGCAUGUGGCGUGAAUUGGCCGCCAUGGCUGGACUCCGGAUCAGUGCCGUCUAUGAGGAUGGCAAGUCGGAAUAUGCGGUUCUUGAGCUCACUCUUGCAUAG
Molecule: messenger RNA, 1104 nt
Organism: Cordyceps militaris CM01
Lineage: Eukaryota; Fungi; Ascomycota; Sordariomycetes; Hypocreales; Cordycipitaceae
Product: O-methyltransferase, putative
Exons: 1
Coding region: 1-1104 (367 amino acids)
Molecular function (GO): O-methyltransferase activity
Source: RefSeq, a predicted model, not a curated record